Molecule: messenger RNA, 534 nt
Organism: Paramecium sonneborni
Lineage: Eukaryota; Ciliophora; Oligohymenophorea; Peniculida; Parameciidae
Source: the annotation of a GenBank genome assembly
AUGUAUAAAAUAUCCUGCCUUUUAAUUUUGAUAACAUUACAAUAAUUUCAAUCUUGUUGUCUUUCAUCAUGUUACUUAAGGGAAAAAAAAUUUAAAUCAAUUCUGAGAGGCAACUAUAAAAAUGUAAUAAGUUAUGAAAAUGACUCUUUAUUAAUAAGUAGAAAAUAAAAUAAUUUUAAUGGGUCAGGUAGAUUAAUAGGAAUGCUUUUUAGAAAUUAAAUAUAUGGUGAGGUAAAAGGUACUCAUUGUUAAAUAAAUUAUUCGAUAAUCAUCUAAUUGAAAUAGAAUUAUGAAUUGAAUACUCUUAUAUUAUGGUUAUGGGAUUAACAAACAAGAUAUUACAACCUUGUUGUAUAUGUUUCAUACUAAGAAUAGGAAACAGUCAUUUUUGAUUAAGUGGCUGCUUUUGCUAAAGCAAUAUAUAUAAAUUUCCCUGCUCAAUUUGUUAAUAAAUUCAGAGUUUAUAAUAGAAAUGGAAAUUCAGCUUCGAGUGCAACUAAUAUCAUUAAGGCAGAAGCUUAUUACAAAGUUUGA